This is a messenger RNA of Poecilia reticulata (guppy), 692 nucleotides long. Its product is annotated as cytochrome b-c1 complex subunit 6, mitochondrial-like. Lineage: Eukaryota; Metazoa; Chordata; Actinopteri; Cyprinodontiformes; Poeciliidae. The record is from RefSeq and is a predicted model, not a curated record. Gene Ontology annotation, biological process: mitochondrial electron transport, ubiquinol to cytochrome c. Gene Ontology annotation, cellular component: respiratory chain complex III.
AGAGAGCGUUCUACUCGUUUCCGGCGUGUGACCGACCUCGCGUCCUCGAACAGGGACAUCAGUUCAGGCUUUCACUUCAGGUAGUUAACUUGUUGGCUAGUUUCAAACUCGCAGAAAUGGUUUUUGAGAGAAAAAUGCUCACGUCCGGAGACCCCGACGAAGAGGAGGAUGCUCCUGCUGAGGAAGAAGAGGAGGAAGAAGAGGAGGAAGAAAUGGUGGACCCCUUGGAAACGAUACGAUCCAAAUGUGAGCAGACUGAGCACUGUGUGCACCUGAAGGAGCGUCUGGAGGUGUGUGAAGCCAGGGUCAGCUCCAGGUCCAGCACUACGGAGGAGUGCACAGAAGAGCUCUUUGACUUCCUGCACGCACGGGACCACUGUGUGUCACACAAGUUGUUCCACAAUGUGAAAUGACCUCCCCCCCCACCCCACCCAAUGCAGCUGUAGGAUCCUGAUCGACUAAGCAGCCACCAUGAUGCAUGCUUCUCAUAAUCAUGUUAGGGUUGAUGCAUGUCCUCUGUAAUCAUGUGCUCUUAAUACCAUUGUUAUUCAUCAACACUGCUGCUCCCAUCCCUGGUGCAGCAGUGUUAGAAAUCAGUCCAGAGUUAAGGUGGCGCUCCAGGAUGAAACGUUUACCUCAGGGUUUGGCCUUGGAAUCACUGUUCAGACUUAGAAAUAAAUAUUUUCCUCUUA